Molecule: messenger RNA, 1636 nt
Organism: Phyllostomus discolor (pale spear-nosed bat)
Lineage: Eukaryota; Metazoa; Chordata; Mammalia; Chiroptera; Phyllostomidae
Product: olfactory receptor 1J4-like
Exons: 2
Coding region: 143-1111 (322 amino acids)
Biological process (GO): G protein-coupled receptor signaling pathway
Cellular component (GO): membrane
Molecular function (GO): olfactory receptor activity; G protein-coupled receptor activity
Source: RefSeq, a predicted model, not a curated record
GUCUGCACUGAUGGACAGAUCUGCCUGUGUAAUGGUGGAUUCAUGGAUGACACUGUGAGUUCAUGACUGUGUGUGUCUCUGUGAGUCUUUAGGAUUCUGAGAGUCCCACACCUUCCUCAUCUCCAGAAGAUGGAAGAGCAGCAUGAGGCCUGAGAACCAGAGCAGUGUGUCCGAGUUCCUCCUCCUGGGGCUGCCCAUCAGGCCAGGGGAGCAGGGCGUGUUCUUCACCCUGUUCCUGGGCAUGUACCUGACCACGGUGCUGGGCAACCUGCUCAUCAUCCUGCUCAUCAGGCUGGACUCCCGCCUGCACACGCCCAUGUACUUCUUCCUCAGACACUUGGCCCUCACUGAUGUCUCUUUCUCAUCUGUCACUGUCCCUAAGAUGCUCAUGAACAUGCAGACUCAGCAACAAUCCAUCCCCUAUGUGGGAUGCAUUUCUCAGUUGUAUUUUUUCAUACUUUUCGGUAGUGUUGACAAUUUCCUUCUGGCAGUGAUGGCAUAUGACAGGUAUGUGGCCAUCUGUCACCCUCUACACUAUAACACCAUCAUGAAGGAGGAGUUGUGUGUGCUUCUGGUAGCAGCCUCAUGGAUUAUUGCUUGUGCCCAUGCACUGUUGCACACUGUCCUCCUGGUCCAACUCUCCUUCUGUGCCGACAAUGUCAUCACCCACUUCUUCUGUGACAUCACUGUGCUCCUGAAGCUCAGCUGCUCAGACAUCUCCCUCAAUGAGCUGGUCAUCCUCACUGAGGGAGGAAUUAUUUCUUUUCUGCCUUUGUGUAUUGUUUUGGGCUCAUAUAUCCGUAUAGGGACCAUCAUCCUGAGGGCUCCCUCCACUAAGACACUCUUGAAAGCUUUUUCUACCUGUGGCUCCCACCUCCUUGUGGUGUCUUUAUUUUAUGGGACAGUUUUAGGUGUUUACUUUUUCUCCUCGUCAUGGGAUUCCAAAAACAUAACUGCUUCGGUCAUGUACACAGUAGUUACUCCCAUGCUGAACCCCUUCAUCUACAGUCUGAGGAACAGAGAUGUAAAGCAGGCCUUAGAAUAUUUGUCAACAGGGUUAAAAAAGUUAAUAUAUCAACCAGCUCAUGUUUGCUACUUGGGUUAUUUAUAAUUCUUGAUUCCUAAAUAAUAUGUUUCAGUUGUUCAUCAUCUCUUAUAAGGUAUCUGAGAAAUCUUUUGCAAACCGUGUUGCACAAUUUUACUAUGAAUUUGUCUUUUUCUCCACUGAGAUAUGUCAGUUUUUGCUUAUGUAUUUUCAUACUGUGUUAUGAAGACACACUGAUUUAGUGUCAUGAAUGCUACUGGUGUAUUCCUCCCUUUUGUUUAAUUAUAUAUAUUUUGGUAUUCCAUUACCCUUCUACUAACUUAUUAAAUCAUAUAUUAUUACUAUUUUGUAAUUCUUUUCUGGGCUAUAUUUACAGAUCACUGCUUACUUCCUUUUUAAUUUUUAAGUAAUGUUUAAUAUACAAAACACCACACUGACCACUUUUGCCUUCUAAGAUACACAAUUCAGUGGCAUUUAGGAGACUCAUCACCAAUAUCUCAAUUUAGGACCCCUACAGGACACUCUAAAGAACAUCAAUAAUAUUGAGUAAUUUUCAACUGUGAAAAAAUAAAAGCAAAGAUAUCUAUGAAU